This is a messenger RNA of Coniosporium apollinis CBS 100218, 2487 nucleotides long. RefSeq lists its product as uncharacterized. Bases 1 to 2487 code for a protein of 828 amino acids. The transcript is spliced from 3 exons. The record is from RefSeq and is a predicted model, not a curated record. Gene Ontology annotation, molecular function: nucleic acid binding. Gene Ontology annotation, biological process: galactose metabolic process. Lineage: Eukaryota; Fungi; Ascomycota; Dothideomycetes.
AUGUCGUUGAUGUCCCAUAAUAAUUCGACCGUAGUGGUCACUAGCCACCCACGCAUACGCGGAGAAGGUAGCGCCGGUGACAAUGCAGGUGCUGAGCCUACUGGUGAAGAGGUGCGCCAGAUUGGGCGCGCUGGUCAGGUCACUCCGCAGGUCCUUCUUCGCGACCCGCGGCGGCAGGAGCGGCCCCUAGACGGUACGCAUCCGCUCGCUGGUCUUCCCAAGUCUAUCACGGACGACAACACUACACAGGUGUCGUCGUCAAGUGGCUCUGGCAAGCCGCCGAGCCUGGACGGCAAAAGCGUGACUUCGGCCACGACGUUCGCAUUGGACGAGAAAGAGUCUCUCCGCCCGGAUGACAGUGCUAGUGCGAGGGCUAUCGAAGAGGAAGACGUGUUCUCAGCGCCCGGUUCGGUUGUCGCAGGAUCAAGAGUUGGAUCAGAUUGUGGAGUGAAAGCUUUUCGCGAUCAGCUGCAAGAGAUACCUGUCAUGGGUCCCUUCACUCCGCGCCCGGCUGUGGUCAAUAGGUUCCAAUCGCCUGCGGUUGCCAAUGGGGCAGCGGGUUUCGGAACGGCCUCUCCUACCGGCUCUGUCUCUGUCUUUGGACCACGUCUAGCCAACGACAGUCCGCAGAUUGUCGUUCCAGAGAUCGGACAACCCGCACCAGAUGAGAAGCUGCUCGAAGCUCUCGAGUCUCCCAGGGAUAGGCUGUUUGUGCUGAAAACAGAGCAGGACAUCAUUGAUUUCGUGAACGACUCAAAAAACACUUCUACCGAUUUGCCUCAGUGUAACGCUUUCUAUAGAAUGUUGACCCACCGAUUGGCCGACUACUAUGACCUCGGUCACGUGCUAGAUGAUUCUCUCAGCGCUGUGCGGAUCUUCAAGCAAACGACGAUAGCCAGACUGCCCCCUCCGUUGUCUGGUAUAUCGAAUCCGCCCACUGGUGCAAACACCCCCCCUAACCUCCAGCCAGCACGCAAGAUUAUGCGUCGAGGAGAUGGAGGAAAGAAUGCUUCCGGCGUCAAUACAUCUACCAAUUCCGAAGGAGCGUCAAAGGCCACAUCCGAGGCGGAAGGUAGUGACGGUGGCGAGGGUGAGGGCAAGAGCAAGGCUGCGCUCACCCGUCAAGAGCGGGAAGCCAAGUAUAACGAGGCUAGACUGCGCAUCUUCGGCAACGUGGAGGAAACGAAGGCGGAUGGAGAGAUUGCUGCAGAAGAGAAGGACAGAGAUAAAGAUGCGUCACGCUCAAGCUCCGCUUCUGGCAAGAAGAAGGGCAAGAAGCAGCGUGGCAACAACGAUGACGGUUUUGAAGCCCGAUCACAGUUCGUUUCGUACUACGGUCCCUCCCAAGCUGCUGCCGGAUAUUCCGAAGAGGACAUGUACUACGGGACUUAUCCCGCCAUGAUGCCACCAGCUCAGUACCCAGCCAUGCCUUCAAAUGCGUCGCCGCCGAUAGCCUACAACGGUACUUUCCCCUACAUGGCCCAGCAGGGUGCUCAGCGACAAUACUGCUGGCCACAGAACUACACUGCCGGUACGCCAGUCAUUGGUGGCCAGAGCUACUCGCCACCAGCCCAGUAUGAUCUAUCUGCCAGCUUCCAAACUGCGAUGCAGUCAUUCCAGAUGGUGAACACACCCCCUCAAGGAUCAGCCAAGAUGACAAUGCCUUCUCCGCCGCUGGCAAAUUACCCUGCCUUUCAACCUCAAUCGCAGCCCCUUCAACCAUCCUGGGCGCAGCCUCAGUACCAAAACGCUUAUCAGCUGCCUCAGAUGCAAUACCCGCAAAUGGGCUACACUGAUCCGUCCGGCAUGCCCACCAACCAGGGACAACUCCAGCAGCAGCAGCAGCAGCAGCAGCACAUGUACGGCCAGUAUCCCACCUCUCCCUAUCAGAACGGAAAGCCGCCGCGCAAUUCCCAGCACCCGCUCCCUGGAAGCUACAAUCGUCAGCAGUUCAACCCACAGAGCCAAGCCUUUGUCCCCGGCGGCCGCGCAGGCCCGGCACCAAUGCACGGCACGAUCCCAAUAGGCUCGCCAAGCAUGAGUGGCUACUCCAACUUCCCCCUCCAAAUGUCUCCCCAACUCCCGCGCCAGAGCCCUGCGACCCCCCAGCUUCCCUCUUUCAGCUCCAACCGUGCCACCCAAAGCACCAACAAUGGCAGCGCUCCCAAAGGCACCGCUGGCACCGCUCAGCCGUUCUCGCACCCCCUUCCCCAGCCUCUCGCGCAGAAGUCACCGAAGCCUGCAACGAGUCCUGCAACGACUGGCCAGAGCAGCAUAGCCAAAUGGGGCACACCCGCCCAUCUGCCACCCAAGCCGCCACCGCCCGUGUCAAUGCAGCCACCGAAGGGCUUGCCCUACCCGCCGAUGAGGAUGGGGAACGGGGUGCAGGCUGGCGGGCAAACCGGCACGGGCUUCCCGGCAAAUGGUCUCGCGAUGGUGAAUGCGAUGAAAGGGGGUGGUGUCGUGAGUGGCAACGGGUCGAAGUAG